Molecule: messenger RNA, 5287 nt
Organism: Hydra vulgaris (swiftwater hydra)
Lineage: Eukaryota; Metazoa; Cnidaria; Hydrozoa; Anthoathecata; Hydridae
Biological process (GO): endosome to lysosome transport; phagosome-lysosome fusion
Cellular component (GO): late endosome; phagocytic vesicle; trans-Golgi network
Molecular function (GO): GTP binding; GTPase activity
Source: RefSeq, a predicted model, not a curated record
AACAACAAAAAUUACUUUUGUCCAGAUUUAAAGCCCCGCUGUGCGACACUUGUAUUCCGAGCUGACUUGGAAUACAAGUGUCUCUUUUCCUAAAUUUAUUUUCUUGGCUUUUCACUCAAGCGUAAAAACUUGCAUUACGCACUUGUUGCUGUUUUGUUAUCAUUGUGAGUAAUAACUAAGAUUUAUUUGAAAAAAACUUCUAAAUUUAAUUACUAAUAAGUAGUAAUUGUGAGUAAUAAUUAAGAUUUAUUUGAAAAAAACUUCUAAAUUUAAUUACUAAUAAGUAGUAUUGUUUAACUCCUUUUUUUGGGAUGCCAAAUUUUAAUAAAUUGUCUAUUUUACUUACCCAACUCUUAUUGGUUAACUAUGUCAAUGGAUGUUCAAAAAUAGGAUGGAAGUCAAAAAUAAUAUCUAGUCUGCUGCAGUGAACAUUCAAAAAUAGAAAAAUCUUUUGAGCAAUAGACAUUUGCUUUUUUUUUUGCUUUUAUGAGAAGUGUUUUCAUAACAUUAAUUACUUGACAACUUUUAUGUGAAUUGUUUUUAUAACAUUAGUUUCUUGACAACUUGUAUGAGAAGUGUAUUCAUAACAUCGGUUUUUUGGCAGCUUUUUUUUGGCAACAUUGGUUUGAAAUGAAAAUGAAAGAAAAUAAUGACCUGUUAAUAAUUUGUUUCAUUUAGUAUGGAUGAAAAUAUCGAAGAUUUCAACAAAAUAUUAAUUGAGCGAGUAUCAUCUAACUGGAAACGGUUUGCUUUUAAUGCAUGUGAAACAGAUAUACAUAGUAUAAUAGAACAUAUUGAUCAACGUAAUGAGAGUGACAAAUUAAAAAUGGCAGCUUUUCUUCAAAAGCUGUAUGAAAUUAAUCCAGCUUGUUACAAAGAAGUGAUUGUUGAUUCUCUUUAUGCUUUAAAGAGAUUUGAUGUGGUUUUGGGUGUAGCAAUCGAUAAAAACUUUGAUAAAGUUUGUCAUAUUUUGGUGAAACGGCUAUCACAUGAUUGGAAGGCUUUUGGUCGUUGGUUUGAUAUAGAGGACAUAAGUACUAUAGUUGAAACUAUUGACCAAGAUAACAAUAGUGAUUCAAUAAAGAUGGAGUCAUUUCUUGAAGUAAUUUUUCAAAGAGUUCCAUUAGACUACAAAGAAGUAAUUGCUAAUGCUCUGGAGUUUUCAGGGCGCUAUGAUAUUUUGUUUAAUGUUGCAUUAGACGAAAGUAGCCAAAAAAAAGUACUAAAUGACUCAUUGCAAGAAAUUUUAGUUAAGAGAAUGUCAUCAGACUGGAAAGAGUUUGCUCGCCAGACUGGUUUGCCUGGAGUUAACACUUUUAUUAUACAUACUGAUCUUGAAUUAAAGAAUGACCAGUCUAAAAUGGUUGCAUUUCUUGAUCGAUUGUAUCAAUUCAGCUCGCUCUAUUAUAAAAAUUUGAUUGAAAACUCUCUCAAAAUGUCUAAGCGCUUUGAUGUUGUUUUGGAAAUAGAAAUGGAUGAAAGUAGCCAAUUACUAAAUGGCUCAUUGCAAGAAAUUUUAGUUAAGAGAAUGUCAUCAGACUGGAAAGAGUUUGCUCGCCAGACUGGUUUGCCUGAAGUUGACACUUUUAUUGAACAUAUUGAUCAUGACUUAAAGGAUGAUCAGUCUAAAAUGGUUGCAUUUCUUGAUCAAUUGUAUCAAUUAAGUUUGCUCUAUUAUAAAAAUUUGAUUAAACACUCUCUCAAAAUGUCUAAGCGCUUUGAUGUUAUUUUGCAAAUAGAAAUGGAUGAACGUAGCAAAUUACUAAGUGACUCACUGCAAAAAAUUUUAGUUAAAAGAGUGUCAUCAGACUGGAAAAAGUUUGCUCGCCAGACUGGUUUGCCUGAUGUUGAUACUAUUAUUGAACAUAUUGAUGAUAACUUAAAGGAUGACCAGUCUAAAAUGGAUGCAUUUCUUGAUAGAUUGUAUCAACUUAGACCUCUCAGUUAUAAAGAUUUUAUUGAACACUCUCUGAACAUGACUAAUCGCUUUGAUGUUCUUUUGGAAAUAGAAAUGGAUAGACAUUGUGAAGCUUUUAAUAAGAUCUUAAUUGAACGUUUAUCGUCUGAUUGGAGGAAUUUUGCUCAUCGCACUUGUUUGUUUGAAGUCAAUUAUAUAAUAGAACAUAUUGAUCACGAUUUUGAGGAUAAUUGCUUAAAAUUAAAAGAGUUUCUAAGAAAACUUUUUGAAAUUGAUCCUGUUCAUUAUAAAAAUGUAAUAAAAAGCACCUUGUUGAAACUAAGAAGGCUCAGUUUGUUGAUUUUAUUUGCAGAUGAUAAUGACGAUGUUUAUUCAAAAGAUGAAGGAAUGGAUAUCAGAGUAGUAAAAAUCCUUGUUGACAAAGUGUCUUUGGAUUGGGAAAGAUUUGCUUGUUUCUGUGAAUUUACUGAUAAAUAUUCUAUGGAAGCUAUUAUUGAGCGUAUAAAGCAAAUUACAAGCAAUAAAUUAAAAAUGAGAUAUAUAUUAAUGGAACUUUAUAAACAACAUCCUGAAGAUUACAAAAUAUAUAUUCUUGGUUCACUGAUAGAUAUGAAGAGAAAAGAUGUGCUAAAGGAUUUAGGAUAUUUACCAGAACUUCAAAGCAAACUUUCGUUAAAGCAAGAGUAUUUACGAGAGCUUUCAAGCAUACUUCCAUCCAAGAAAGAAAUGGAUAUCAGAAUAAUAGAAAUCCUUGUUGACAAAGUGUCUUCAGAUUGGCAAACAUUUGCUGAUUUCUGUGAAUUUACUGAUAAAUAUUCAGUAAAAGCUAUUGUUGAGCGUAUAAACCAGUUUACAAGCAAUAACAAAUUAAAAAUGAGACAUUUAUUGAUGGAACUUUAUAAACAACAUCCUAAAGAUUACGAAAAAUAUAUUAUUGCUUCACUGAAACUUAUGAAGAGAAGUGAUGUACUUGAAGAUUUAGAGUAUUUACGAGAGCUUUCAGUCAAAUAUCCGCUUAAGAAGUUAAAUGAUGAUGAUGAUGAAGAAGAUGACGAUGAAGAUGAUGAUGAUGAUGAUGAUGAUGAUGAUGAUGAUGAUGAUGAUGAUGAUGAUGAUGAUGAUUUUUUCAGAAAACGUUUAAGCAAACUUUCAAUUAAGAAAGGUCUUCAGGUCAAUAAAAGUAAGAAAGAAUCUUCACCUAAGUUUGAAAGUCAGAUUCCUACCAUAAAAGAUUUUAUCCAUACUACAAAAAUUAAGCGUGAUAAUUAUUUCUAUCAAAAAGAAAUAGAAAUGAAAAAUCUGUAUAAAAGAUAUGGUGAAGAAGUUUACUCUGAAAAUCUAAAAUCUAUUAUCUAUGUACGACAAGUGUGGGGUAUUAUGAUAUACGAUGGAAAAACUUCUGAGGAAACAUUUUGCGAUAUUAAUUUUGUCAAAGAUUUAAUAAAAUCUAAGAGAAAGUUAUCAUGGUUAAGCGUUGAUAAAAGUUAUUUAAACAAUGAGGAAAAAAGCCUUCUUAUGCUAUGUUCAACUAAUGUUUCUUUCGUCUACUUUUAUCAUCCAAUUAAAAUUGAAGGAUGGAAUUCGUCAGAUAAGAUCGAAGCAUUAUCGAUAAAUACCGUACAUUAUUUAAUAAGAAAAAAUGAUUUUAAAAAUAGUUUUCUUUCGUGGAUUUGUCUUUGUAAAGAUUUAUAUCUUUACCUUCACAGAGACACUGAUUUUUUAAAAAAUAUUUAUAAAUGGAUUCAUCGUUUAAAUAUCAGGUGGUUGAGGAUAUGGUGUCAUAAUAAAAAAUUUCAUAACCUAGAAGAAUUAAAAAACUUUAUUACACAUGAAACUGAAUCUUCAACUGAAUUUAAAAGUCAGCUUCUCAUCAUAAAAGAGCAUUUUCGAGUGGUUUCAAGCAUACUUCCAUUCAGGAAAGAAUCUUCACCUAAGUUUGAAAGUCAGAUUCCUACCAUAAAAGAUUUUAUCCAUACUACAAAAAUUAAGCGUGAUAAUUAUUUCUAUCAAAAAGAAAUACAAUACAAAAGAGGAUUUGAUGUAGAAGAUUACUCUGAAAAUCUAAAAUCUACCAUCUAUGAACGACAAGUGUGGGGUAUUAUGAUAUAUGAUGGAAAAACUUCUGAGGAAACAUUUUGCGAUAUUAAUUUCAUUGAAGAUUUAAUAAAAUCUAAGAGAAAGUUAUCGUGGUUAAGCAUUGAUAAAAGUAAUUUGAACAAUGAGGAAAAAAGCCUUCUUAUGCUAUGUUCAACUAAUGUUUCUUCCGUCUACUUUUAUCAUCCAGUUAAAAUUGAAGGAUGGAAUCCGUCAGAUAAGAUUGAAGCAUUAUCAAUAGACACCGUACAUUAUUUAAUAGGAAAAAAUGAUUUUAAAAAUAGUUUUCUUUCGUGGAUUUGUCUUUGUAAAGAUUUAUAUCUAUACCUUCACAGAGAUACGGACUUUUUAAAAGAAAUUUAUGAAUGGAUUCAUCGUUUAAAUAUUAGGUGGUUGUGGUUAUGGUGUUGCAAUAAACAUUUUUGUAACCUUAAAGAAUUAAAAAACUAUAUUACACAUGAAAAUGAAACUUCACAUGAAUUAUCUUUGAAUCAGCUUUCCAUCAUAAAAGAAACUUCACAUGAAUUAUCUUUGAAUCAGUUUUCCAUCAUAAAAGAAAUGGAUAAAAAAAAGCACGAAUUUAAAAUUUUGGUUAUUGGAGAUGCAGGAUGUGGUAAAACAAGCAUCAUCAGAAGAUAUGUAAACAAUAAUUUUUUUCCAGAUUACGGACCAACUAUUGGGGCACAUUAUUUAUUGAAAGUUUUAAACUGGGAUGAAAGAACCUUGAUUCAUCUUCACCUGUGGGAUAUAUCUGGUGAAGAAAGAUUACGCAAAAUGAACAAGGUGUUUUAUAAGGAAGCAGUAGGAUGUAUGAUCAUUUUUGAUGUUACACAACCACAAGCAUUUGAAACUGUUAUAAAAUGGAAGCUAGACUUGGAUAGUAAAGUUCAUUUACCUAAUGGACAGCCUAUUCCAUGUGUACUUUUAGCUAAUAAGUGUGACCAAGUUGGAAUUUUGUUAUAUAACUUUUAUUUCUAUAAAAGUUAUAUGGACAAAUAUUGUAUAGAUAACGGUUUCCACAGUUGGUUUGAAACAAGUGCGAAGGAAAAUAUUAAUGUGGAUAAUGCUGCUAAAUCUUUAAUAAAAAAGAUACUCGAAAAUUAUAAAUCUAAUAACUUAUAUUCUCAUGAAGAUAUUAAGGAUUCCAAUGAAACUAUUGACUUGAAAAUAAAGCCUUCAAAUAAAGGCAAACAACAAGAACUACGAAAGUCAAACUGUUGUUAACAGAUUGUAUGUAUGUGUAUAUAUAAAUAUAUAUAUAUAUAUAUAUAUAUA